AUGACUCUGGCUGCUUACAAAGAGAAGAUGAAGGAGCUGCCUCUCGUCUCCCUCUUCUGCUCCUGUUUCCUCUCGGACCCCCUGAACAAGCCGGCAUACACGUAUGAAGCAGAUACGGUAGACCUCACCUGGUGUGUCAUCUCCGACAUGGAAGUCAUCGAACUCAACAAGCGGACCUCGGGACAGUCCUUCGAGGUCAUCCUGAAGCCCCCAUCCUUCGAUGGCAUCCCCGAGUUCAACGCCUCCCUGCCCCGGCGGCGUGACCCGUCCCUGGAGGAGAUCCAGAAGAAGCUGGAGGCGGCAGAGGAGAGGAGGAAGUACCAAGAGGCUGAGCUGCUGAAGCACCUGGCGGAGAAGCGGGAGCACGAGCGGGAGGUCAUCCAGAAGGCCAUUGAGGAGAACAACAACUUCAUCAAGAUGGCCAAAGAGAAGCUGGCACAGAAGAUGGAGUCCAACAAGGAGAACCGUGAGGCACACUUAGCGGCCAUGCUGGAGCGCUUGCAGGAGAAGGACAAACACGCUGAAGAAGUGAGGAAAAACAAGGAGCUCAAGGAAGAAGCCUCCAGGUAA
Tauraco erythrolophus (red-crested turaco) is the source of this 570-nucleotide messenger RNA. NCBI's taxonomy places the organism in Eukaryota, Metazoa, Chordata, Aves, Musophagiformes, Musophagidae. The record is from RefSeq and is a predicted model, not a curated record.